AAACCCUGAACCUUUUGUAACAGUUACGCUCACACACGCCUUUGUCUGCUAACAAAUUUUUUUGUCUUUGCUUUGCUUUCUCGGUGUUUGUCUCCGUCUCUGUCGCACUCUCUGCUGUUUUUCUCUCUCUAAAUUUCUCUCUCUCUCUCUGACACAAAUUCCCUUCUUUUAUCGUUUUCUCGGGGCAGAUCCACCACCAGUUUCCGGUGGAGGCCUCUGCGCCCUCCGAUGUGCUGACUUUGACUCACCCCGUGUGAUCAGCUACAGUGACGGCGCACAAACCCUUCCCCCAUGGGUCAGUGCUACGGCAAGGCCAAUCCGGCGACGGAAAAUGAAAACACCACCACCACCACCACCACAAUCGCAGAUUCCGGUGACGGAGACGGCUACCUCCCGCCGUCAUCCGCCGCAGUGAGCGCGUUUCCAUCGGUGAAGAACACGCCGGCUCGGAGUCCCUGGCCCAGCCCUUACCCGCAAGGUGGUGGCGUUGGCGGGGUGACGCCGUCGCCGGCGAGAGGCACGGCGACGCCGAGGAGGUUUUUCCGGCGGCCGUUUCCGCCGCCUUCGCCUGCGAAGCAUAUAAGGGCGUCGCUGGCGAAGCGGCUCGGGCACCUGAAUCCGCCGCCGAAGGAGGGGCCGAUCCCGGAGGAGGAGCAGGUGUUGGAUAAGAGCUUUGGUUAUAGCAAGAAUUUUGGGGCAAAAUAUGAGCUUGGGAAGGAAGUGGGUAAAGGGCAUUUUGGUCAUACUUGCUAUGCCAAGGGUAAAAAGGGUGACCUCAAAGAUCAACCUGUUGCUGUUAAAAUCAUUUCCAAGGCCAAGAUGACCACAGCAAUAGCAAUUGAAGAUGUUCGGAGAGAGGUGAAGAUAUUAAAAGCUCUAUCUGGCCAUGAGCAUCUCAUCAAAUUUCAUGAUGCUUUUGAGGAUUCCAACAAUGUGUACAUAGUUAUGGAAUUGUGUGAAGGUGGGGAGCUUCUUGACAGAAUUUUGUCAAGGGGAGGGAAGUAUACAGAGGAGGAUGCUAAGGUUAUAGUUUUGCAGAUUCUAAGCGUAGUUGCUUUUUGUCAUCUUCAAGGUGUUGUUCACCGUGACCUGAAACCUGAGAAUUUCCUCUUCACUUCAAAAAGUGAAGAUGCUGACAUGAAGCUUAUUGAUUUUGGUCUAUCUGACUUCAUUCGGCCGGAUGAACGGCUGAAUGACAUUGUGGGGAGUGCAUAUUAUGUUGCACCUGAGGUCCUUCACAGAUCAUAUAGUAUGGAAGCUGAUAUAUGGAGUAUUGGUGUCAUUACCUAUAUCUUGCUAUGUGGAAGUCGACCUUUCUGGGCACGAACGGAAUCUGGAAUUUUUCGUGCAGUGCUCAGAGCUGAUCCUAACUUUGAUGAUUUACCUUGGCCUUGUGCCUCUGCAGAGGCCAAGGACUUCGUUAAAAGGCUCCUAAACAAGGACUACAGGAAAAGAAUGACUGCUGUCCAAGCUCUAACUCACCCUUGGUUGCGGGAUGACAGCCGUGCCAUCCCUUUGGAUAUUUUAGUUUAUAAACUAGUGAAGGCUUAUCUUCAUGCGACACCAUUCAAACGUGCAGCUGUGAAGGCCCUUUCAAAAGCCUUGACAGAGGAUGAAUUGCCCUAUCUUAGAGCUCAAUUCAGAUUGUUGGAACCAAAUAGAGAGGGGCACAUCUCCCUUGACAAUUUCAAAAUGGCUCUUGCACGCCAUGCAACUGAUGCCAUGGGGGAGUCAAGGGUUCUUGAUAUCAUACAUGCGAUGGAACCACUUGCCUAUAGAAAGAUGGACUUUGAAGAAUUUUGUGCAGCUGCAAUUAGCACAUAUCAAUUGGAGGCACUUGAUAGGUGGGAAGAUAUUGCUUCCACUGCUUUUGAACAUUUUGAGAGAGAGGGCAACCGUCUGAUAUCGGUUGAAGAAUUAGCAAGAGAGUUGAAUCUUGGUCCUUCAGCUUUUUCAAUUCUCAGAGAUUGGAUACGAAAUACUGAUGGAAAGCUUAGUUUACUUGGAUAUACAAAAUUUUUGCAUGGUGUGACUAUCCGUAGUUCAAACCCGAGACAACGUUAGUGUUGAGCCCUUUUUGACAUAUAGUUUCAAGAUGGGGGAAAAAGAGAAAGAGAGAGAGUGAGAUUUUUUAUGGAUUUUUUUUUUUUUUUUCAUUUUUCUUUCAUGGUGGGAAAAAAAAAGGGUGUGUAUAUAAUGAAUGUGCUAGCAAGUCAAUACAGGUAUUGGAGUCAUUUAUAUGUCAAAUCCUUGCUCCUUAGCCUAUUUUGCAAAUGAUGUUUCUAUGGGUUUGAGCCCAUGAUUAUUCAUUAAUUUGUGAAUGCUUAAAAAGAUUACAUAGAGUCAAAAAGGAAUUUGUAUCCAA
This is a messenger RNA of Gastrolobium bilobum, 2365 nucleotides long. RefSeq names its product CDPK-related kinase 3-like. The transcript is spliced from 11 exons. Lineage: Eukaryota; Viridiplantae; Streptophyta; Magnoliopsida; Fabales; Fabaceae. The coding region runs from base 292 to 2064 and encodes 590 amino acids. Gene Ontology annotation, molecular function: calcium-dependent protein serine/threonine kinase activity; ATP binding; calcium/calmodulin-dependent protein kinase activity. Gene Ontology annotation, biological process: peptidyl-serine phosphorylation; protein autophosphorylation; intracellular signal transduction. Gene Ontology annotation, cellular component: nucleus; cytoplasm. The record is from RefSeq and is a predicted model, not a curated record.